ACGUUCGCAGUGCCACCCGUGUGCUAAGCGCGUGUGCUCUCAGGGCCGGCAGCUGUCAUCUCUGUGUGAAAUCUUUAGCGCCCUGCUAUGUUCCGCCGCGUGGCGUACUCCGUGCUCGGCCGUGGCGCGCCCGCGUCGUAUUUUAGGGUCCAGUCGUAGCGAAAUGCUGAAUUACUGCCGCAUAAAUAUAUUUUUGUUGGUCGCGUAGUGUUAAUAACUCCACCGCGAGUGCCUUUAGAAGCCGUUCCGUGUCGCUGAAUGAAGUGCGCCCACGUGCAUUUGUUGUAUACAUCUCAUCAAGAUUAAAUUACACACCGGUUCUUGCUCAAGUAAUGAAUAUCUCGUGUCCAUACGCAAUGUAGAAUUUUUAUAGUCGGAAGACAAUUUUCCUACUAGAUAAUAGCCAACGGUAGAGAAAAAGGAGUAGCUUUAACACUAUCGCUAGAAAGCAUCUCGUAAUAAUUGUGGAGCUACAGAAUAUGCACGCAAAGCACACAGAAUAGUACGAAGCAUUGACGAUAGGUCGGUUCUCUUAGCAAGAAUGUGCUGACAGCGACUGUUGCCGCCACUACUUGUAAAUUUAAGGACAGUGCCUAUGCCGUCAACGCUUGUGAAUGAUUGUAGCGAUCUCUCAUGACGAUAGCAGCGAAUAUUUUUGAAGCUGUUCGGUCCGACCCCAUGUGGCCCAACAGCCUGGCGGCCGGGUGCAACCCGGAUGGCGACCUGGCGUUCCCGCCGUUCAGCAGCCCCUGCGGCUCGGGCUCCAGCGCCACCAGCAUGGCCUACCUCAAGAGCUCGCCCUACUCCGUCAACGGCAUCGGCCUGCCCAUGCCAUCCAUGGACUCGCUGCAUUCCAGCAUGGGCUACCCCUCCGCUGCCAACCCUCGGAAGCAGCGCAGGGAGCGCACGACGUUCACGCGCGCCCAGCUGGACGUUCUGGAGGCGCUGUUCGCCAAGACGCGCUACCCGGACAUCUUCAUGAGGGAGGAGGUCGCCCUGAAGAUCAACCUCCCAGAGUCCAGGGUACAGGUGUGGUUCAAAAACCGGCGCGCCAAAUGCCGGCAGCAGCAGAAGCAGCAGCACCAGCAGCAGCAACAGAACGGCGGUGAUAAGGGCGGCGGAGGCGGCGGUACGGGCGGCGGCCGCUCGGGCGGGGGCGGCGCGGCCAAGGCCGGCAAGGCGGCGUGCGGGGGUGGCGCCAGCAACAAGUCGCCGUCGCCCGGGUCGGCGGCGGGGCCGGGCGCGGUGCAGCAGGCCCCGCAGCCGCCGGGGGCGGUGGUGGUGUCGCCGCAGACGACGAGCGACGGCUCGGCCACCAGCUCGCCCAGCGUGGCGGCGGCGCGCGACUCGCCCGGCGCCGGCGCCUACAUCAAGCCGCUGCAGCUGUCCGCGUCGCCCCCGGGGGGCGGCUACAACCCGGCCGCCAUCUGGAGUCCCGCCGCUAUCGACUCCUGCCUGGACCAGCCGCACCACCACCGCCCGGCCGUCCCGGCGCCACCCCCGCCGCCUCCGCAGCAACCUUACGCCACCCCUGGCGCCACCACCGCGGGCACCGGCGCGGGUUCUGCCGCCGCCCAGGCCGCUAACUGCUACCCGCACCAAAACUAUGGCGCGUACUACACCAACAUGGACUACCUCAGCCCGGUAGCGAUGUCUCACUCGCAGCUAAACGUGCCGGAAAAUUCCUUAGAGACUUCUUGGGCAAAAAGCAGAGAAGAAUCUUGGUUUUAUAAUUCAUCUGGCUGGGACAGAAAAUGAGAUUUGUUGUUCACAGUUAGUCUAGUUCCAAGAUGACCUCAGUAUACACAAAACCAAGGUGACCUCUUCCACACCUGGCAGCAUGGAAAUGACCUGUAGGCAUUGCCAGGAAUCAUCAUAGGAUUCAGAGACAAUACAGUCCAUUGUGGCCAGUUUUUGGGGCAAAUAGUUCAUAAUUAUGAAGUUGGCAAAAGUGAUUUGAAAUUAAAAAGAAUUGGAGGUAUUUAAACAUCUUUGUCAAUAACUUGUACAGGUUGCCUCACACAGAAAAUUGUUUUUUUUCUUGUUUUUUAAAACAUGUAUCACAACACUGUCACUGUAAAGUUAUUUUUACAUAAGCUCAAAAAUAAAUGUAAUGAGUCUACUAUCACUGGAAACACAGUGAUAUGUCAUUGACUUGCCACUUUUUCCUCUAAGCAAUGUAAUAAAUGAAGAAAUGUCAUUUACUUUGACCUAAAUGUCAGGAUGAACAAUUUGAAAAUUAUUUCCCUAACUGUUUCAGUGUCUUAAAUGAUGUAAUUUUACUAUCAAUUUUCAAAUAGCUUAUCUUAUUACCUCAGCUUUUUUCAUUUGGGAUGCUGAUUUGUGUCCACUUAAUUUCAAGGUGUAUAUUUACAUACAUAUCAUUCUUACAGUAUUCUUCCAAGCCUUUAUAUGGAAAAAGUACAAAAUAUUUUCUUGUAUAUAACAGAAGUGCUGCCCAAACACACACACACACACACACACACACACACACACACACACACACACACACACACACACACACACACACACAAACUAUUAAACUGUUGAGUGGGGAGUGACAGUGAGUACCUUAGGUUUAGGCCAGGGAGGUUACGGGAGCAAAGUACAUGUUGUAAGAAUAGCUCCCAUCUGUGCAGCUCAGGAAAGCUGAUGAUGGUGGGGAGGAUUCAGAUGGCACAGGUUGUGAAGCAGCCACUGACAUCUUGCAUGUUGUGCUCUGCUGCAUGUUGUGUCACUGGGUGUUCUACUUUGUUUUUUGCAGUAGUUUGGUGUCGGCCAUUCAUUCUAGUUGACAGCUGGUUGAUUGUAAUACCAACAUAAAAUGCUGUGCAGUGGUUGCAGCAGAGCUGGUACACGACAUGGCUCCUUUCACAGGUGGUCCAGCCUCUGAUGGGGUAGAAUAAGUCUGUGAUGGGACUGGAGUAGGAGCUGCUUCACAAACCAUGCCAUCUGUAUCCUCCACACCACCACCAGCUUUUCUGAGCUGCAUGGGUGGGAGCUAUCCUUACAGCCCAUCCUCCGCCUCUGUAACCUCACUGGCCUAAACCUAAGGUAACUCACUGUCCUUCCACUGCCCACCCAAUAGUGUGUGUGUGUGUGUGUAUGUGUGUGUGUGUGUGUGUGUACAUACACCAUUCCCUGCCCCAGUACCCCCAUCCAAUACGUAUCAGCUAGUUGUGUGCUGCAGUUCGCCAUCUCUCACCCUAGUCUGUGAAACUGUGUUCCCUGCCAUCUGCCCCCUCUACUUACAACCCUAGCUAGCCUACAGAUGGCUCCUUACUUUCCCAAAAGCUGCUAGACACUUACCCCCAACCACCUCCCUGCCUCCUGCCUUUCUCCAUCCCUCACCCCACUCCAACUUGUACUCCCCAACCCCCACCUCACCCUAGUACACAUCAUGGGCCAAGAAAGAGCUGGCAGUCGACUGAGACAGGCAUGUGCAAAUGAGUACUGGUGAUCUUCACCAAGAAUAAAGAGCAACUAGAAGAAUGGGCAUGCCAUUCUCUCCCUCCAAGUACUGCAACAAAGAAAGGUCACACUAUACUUACAGUGAGGCCAAUAGCCCAAUCACAGGCUGUGCACCAUAAACUUUACUGUUUCUUUUUCCUUCUGUGCAGUUGUGAUACAAACACGCAAGUUUUCAGGUUGCACUGUGAUUACUUCUGGUUUCUGCAUUUCAACACAUAUGUGCAUAGUACAAUACAACUAAGGUGAAAGUGCAAAACUUACAUAAUUAAGUUUGAGAAGAAGGAGGUACGUACUGGCAGAACUGAAACUUUGAGGUCAGGUCAUGAGUUGUAGAGGGAUAGCUCAAUUGGAUUUGAGUCCCAGUCUAGGGUACAAUUUUCAUUUGCCAGCAAGGUUCUAAACAAAACGUACCUGUUUGCAACUACUCUGGAUGUUUUUAAUAAAUGUAGUGUAAUGAGUGUAUUUUCACAGCAAAAUAUAACAUCAUUCCCAUAGAUUUCAAGCGUGGAAUAUUUGCAGUUGUGAAUGUACUGCUGAAGUAUAUCCACAAAAUGAUGAAUGUUUGAAGACUUAUGUAGUCUCUCACAAACAGCUACACUGGCUGUUUUUAACAUGCUAAUGUAAAUUAUCAUAUUCAAGAGGAAAAAAAAAAACAAUUUUUCUCAGAUCAAUGUUGACUUAAUUUAUAAUUAUGAAUAUAUUGCAACUAUUUAAAAGCGAAUGGCAGUAACUGAAAUAUUUUACCUCACACUUCUUUUUUAUCUUUGCCUGUACCAGGAUUCACUGACAAUAUGUCUCAAAUAAAUAACCUUGGGUGACAAAUGUUAAUGUGUCCUGAAAGGUUUUCCACAGUUUAAAUAAAGGGGCAUAUUACCAGCUGGAAAUGGAGAGGCAAAGAACCUGCUAAUAUAGCAGAUAACUGAUGAUGAUGAUUACCAGCUGUCCUCCAUUACUUCUAGUCAUAGAUUGUAAGGAAAUUAUUCUGUUUGAGGCAACCUGUGUUAUAAUAAUAUAAGUGACUUCCUUCAUGAAAUACAGUAAAAAUUCUGAUGUUUACUGAUAAUAAACUGUGUAUUGUAUCCUACAUUAUAAUUAUUGACAAUUUAAGACAUUAUUAACAAUUUUUAUUAUAUAUAUUUUUAAAAAUGUUGCUAUUGUUGAGUACUAAAUCUUUUUUCUGUGGCUUGGAUACUGGACUAUGUGCAUUCAGUGGAGAUUAAUGAAUACUAGCCACACACAUGCAGCCCUCAAAGCAGGCAAGGGUUUCAUGUUUCCAUUUAACUCUGUUGUGUACAUUAUGAAAGUUGGAAAUGUUUUUCCAGAAUUUUAUAUGUCUCUCAAACUGCUUUCAAAAUACAAUUAUAUUAAUUUACUUAAAGGGAAGAGUGCAAUAUGUGAACAUGGCAGAGUAUAAAGAAACAAAGGUGGCACAGAUGCAGUUUAUUUUAUACAGAAAUUAAUUUGGCAACCUGCAGUAAAUUUGUUCCUUUGUUCAGCACAAUAAGGUAAAAACUACACACUGGAGCUGAACUGACUGCUUCAAUGACAUUUUUAAACUUUAAAAUAGAAGUAAAUGCAUUUCUAAGCUGGGUUAGUUUCUUCGAAUAAUAAAAAUAACAACAACAAUGAUGACUAACGCAGAUGUUUUUUCUCUAAACAUUAAUCUCACACUGCAUGCACAUUAUCUGAUGUCUGCAACCAUGGCAUAUGUACUCAAAGAGAUUGAGUUCUUUUCAAGAAAAUGCUUAUUAUUUGUGUAAAUAUUAUGUACAAGAUCCUUCUAGAAAGAGUACAAGCAAAAACCAAAUGUACUGCUCAGAAAUGUGGCAAGUUCAAAACUAACAUAGACUGGAUGACUAUACUGUAUUCUGUAGUUGCUUGAAGUUAAAGAAUUGCGAUAUGCUGUAUAUGUAUCCUUAAUAAUGUAAUGAAAAUUAGAGGGAGUCAAAUAGA
Schistocerca serialis cubense is the source of this 5424-nucleotide messenger RNA. Its product is annotated as homeobox protein OTX2-B-like. The coding region runs from base 634 to 1758 and encodes 374 amino acids. Gene Ontology annotation, cellular component: nucleus. The record is from RefSeq and is a predicted model, not a curated record. Lineage: Eukaryota; Metazoa; Arthropoda; Insecta; Orthoptera; Acrididae. The transcript is spliced from 7 exons. Gene Ontology annotation, biological process: regulation of transcription by RNA polymerase II. Gene Ontology annotation, molecular function: DNA-binding transcription factor activity, RNA polymerase II-specific; RNA polymerase II cis-regulatory region sequence-specific DNA binding.